Neolamprologus brichardi is the source of this 1341-nucleotide messenger RNA. The record is from RefSeq and is a predicted model, not a curated record. NCBI's taxonomy places the organism in Eukaryota, Metazoa, Chordata, Actinopteri, Cichliformes, Cichlidae.
UUUGACAGCAGCUGCUGCUUCCUGCGGGUGGGCGAGGCAGAGUGACAGCUGCGAGCUGCAGACUUCUUUUUAUCCUCCUGGAGACGAAAUGUGAAGGUUUCAAAGCGAAAGUCUAGAAGAAAAAAUACGCAAAGGAAAAACGAAAAAGGUUCAGCGACCGGAAGAAGAUUUUUCUGGACAAAAAAAGGAGGAAAAGUGAUCGAUCCUCGGACGCCGCUCUGCAGACAAACAUGGCUCUGUUCUUCUCCGGCGCCGUCACAAGUUCUCCAGUCAAGCGAAGGUUGAGGAACAGUCACUGUCAGAGCCUCGACGUGUCUCUGCUCUCUCCCGACUCCUCCUACAUCUGCUACACCUCAGCGCACGGCAGCGAGCCCUGCUGCUGCCGCCGCUCGCCACGCCUCCUCACCAACGGAUACUAUGACGUGACCGAGGACAGCUUCUCCUGGGAUGGCGAGGGCAACGUGUCACUGACGCCCUGCAAAACCAGCGUCUCCUACAAGGAGAACCUGUACAGGGUUUUCCGGCGCAGGCGGCGACCUCGCAGCUCGCUGGUUCGCCUGCUGAGCGAUGUCACGGAGAGCUGCCAGUCGUGGCUUGAUGAGAAAGUCUUCAGAGGUGUUUUCGGGACAGGGAACAACUGGAACCAGAAGCAGGAAGUUGACCUGGACUGGUCCAGGAGCAGCCCCGAUGGUCCGGCCUGUCUGGACGAGUCCUGGUCGCCGUUCAACAGCACUGAGCUGGAGGAGAGCCGCGCCUUCACGUACGACUCCACUGAGGUCCCGACUCCUCCCGACAAAGAAGCCCCGCCUCCAAAUCUCCUGAUCCACGAGGAGAUUUGCUCUGAGAUCUGUCAGUCAAAGGAGCGUUUCACCCAGUCGCUGGGCAGCCUCUCCGAAGUCCCGCCUCCUUCACCUUUCUACACCAACACCUGCUGCUGUCAGGCGUCACCUGAGCCCACAGGGUUCACGAUGAAGGCCCUCCUCCUUCUCGUCUUCACCGUCUUCAUCUUCACAGCUCUGUACUCGGGGUGAGUCCUCAGUUCCUAAUUUAGUUUUUUCAGAGCACUUUGAUUGUUUGAUCAGCAUGAACCAAGAAAAUCUCUUUAAGUCUCCAGGAAAAUCUUCCUGAAGCCGAUCGAGGAUCUGAAAAUGCCUCAUCUGUCCGUUCAGUUUAGUUUAGAAAGCUGCAGCAGCUAAAUGCAUCAUAGAAGCAGAAACACGAUUUAUUUAUUAAGGGUUCUAAAAAGUGUAUAAAAGUUAAAACGUGUUUGUUCCUCUUAUUUCUGAGUGAGGGGCGCUGCACACUCAUCAACCAAUGAGAAUAUCCCAUUUUACCUCCUUA